This is a messenger RNA of Cynara cardunculus var. scolymus (artichoke), 1389 nucleotides long. RefSeq names its product glucan endo-1,3-beta-glucosidase 12-like. Lineage: Eukaryota; Viridiplantae; Streptophyta; Magnoliopsida; Asterales; Asteraceae. Bases 49 to 1200 code for a protein of 383 amino acids. The transcript is spliced from 3 exons. The record is from RefSeq and is a predicted model, not a curated record.
AUUCGUUCCCUUCAAAUCAAUUCAUAUUCUGCAAGCUCUGAAACCAUCAUGAUGUUGAAAAUGGUGAUCCUCUUAGCUCCUCUCUUCUUCUUCUUCCUCUGUUCUUCAGUUUUAGGUCAAGAAUUGUUGCAGAUUUUGACUCUGUAUCGCCAUGAUUCAUCACCUGUGGCUUCGAUUCCAACAAUGGGAGUUUAUGUGGAUGAAGAAAAGCUUAAUGAGGUUUCAAAUAGCGUUUUAAUGGCGGAAAAAUGGCUAAGGAUUCAUGUUUUAUCUCGAUACCCUUCCAACAAUAUAAACUCCAUUGUUAUUGCUAAUAACCUUCUUUGCAAUGAAGAGAAAACCAGAAAUCGAGAAGAGAUUGCUGGAUUGACUCUUCACUCGAUGAAGAACAUCUAUUAUUCUCUCACUAGAUGGGGUUUAGAGAAAGAAAUCAAAGUUUCUGUUUCUAUUUCAUCAAAUUGUUUCCAUCAAUCGCACCUUAGGUCUGUUUUUGGCUUUUUGGAGGAGAUAAACUCAACUUACACCAUAAAUUCACCUCAAUUUUCUAACGAAAUUGUGAAAUUAUUGAUUUCUGAGUUGAAAUCGAUGAAAGAAUUGGGGGUUUUUCAGUCCGAAAUGGUGGAUGUGAUCUUCCCUGUGUCAAAACAAACGAGACCCCAAUCGAGAAAGCUUUCAUUCAUCGAUCCUUUAUGGUGGUCAGUAACUCCACCGUCACAGGUUAGUUAUACCUUUUCACCACUCACCGGAAUCCCUUCACUGGCGCCGGAGAUUCAACCUCCGAUAAUGUCUCCGGCGAGCAGUCCCGCUCCACAUUACGGGUUUAAUCUCCCGCCCUGUAAUCCCUACCAAGCUCCUCCACCGGUUGUUGGUAGCACCGGUAGAUCAAUGGCGAAACCACCGACAUCACGGAGUGGUUAUGGGCAAGAACAACUGUGGUGUGUCGCAAAACCUAGUGUGCCGUCGGAAAAGUUGCAGGAGGCGAUGGAUUAUGCGUGUGGAGCCGGAGGUGCAGACUGUGGUCCGAUCACACCCACCGGAAGUUGUUACUCACCGGACUCGGUUGUUGCUCAUGCAUCUUAUGCUUUCAAUAGUUACUGGCAGAAAAACAAGAACAAUGGUGGAGUCUGUGGGUUCGAAGGGACUGCAAUGCUCAUCAGUUCGGACCCAAGUUUUCUUCAUUGUCAUUUCAUUCUUGGCUGAAUUUUGGGGAUCUUGCCAAAUUGGAAGAGAAGUUGCUUCAUUUGUUGGUGACUUAAUGGAAUCCAUAUACUAGAGCAAUAGUAUUUGAAUUUUAUGGUUUAAAAGUUAUAUAAUUGCUCUUUUCGAUCUGUAUCUAAUACCUAAUAACUCAUACGAAAUAAACACAUGUAUGUCGGGUUUUUGCCGUAU